This is a messenger RNA of Echinostoma caproni, 450 nucleotides long. NCBI's taxonomy places the organism in Eukaryota, Metazoa, Platyhelminthes, Trematoda, Plagiorchiida, Echinostomatidae. The record is from the annotation of a GenBank genome assembly.
AUGUUGGAAGUGUGCUCCUACAGUGGCUUCAAAGUUUAUCCAGGUCACGGCAAACGAGCCGUCAGGGGCGAUGGAAGGGGGUUCUACUUCAUCAACUCGAAAUGCGAACGCUCCCAUUACCUGAAGCGAAAUCCCCGUGAGAUCAGCUGGACUGUGUUGUACAGAAGAAAAAACAAGAAGGGACUUUCCGAGGAAACGGCUAAGAAACGGACUAAGCGAAGCGGCAAGCAUACCCGUGCCAUCGCCGGUGCCAGUUUAGCCGAAAUUAUGGCUAAGCGUAAUCAGAAGCCAGAAGUUCGAAAGGCUAUGCGCGACCAACAGAAGCAGAAAGAGAUGGAAAAGAAAGUCAAGAAGAUGGAGCUGAAAAAGAAACAAGCACCUGCCCAACCCAAAGCAAAGAUUGCGAAAGUGGCACCCAAAUCUGCCCCUCGUGUCGGUGGGAAGCGGUAA